UGGAAGAAGCGAUCGAGAGGAGUCGAAGUUUCUAGCUUCAGCUACCUUACAACUUGGUCUGUAAUAAGGCGAAAUAUCACAGGGUAACGUAACAAAGUAAUGAGGACAUUAGAAGAUGAUAGAUGGAUAGUUGAAUCAAUUUCUGAACAAAGGAAUCGUCAGUAUAAGAUCUCAGACGGGAAUUGUUUUAAACAGCGUUGGAAUAAUAUUAAUGAUGAGCUCAAAUAAGUUGGUUAAUCUACGGCGUCGUUUGAUGCUAUAAUCCUUGUGCUAAUCUUUGUUUUAGUAAGUAAAUCUCGACCUUAGAGAUACGAGUGGAUAAAAUAAAUAAAGUACUGGAUAAUGUGAACAGUAGAAACUUUCUGUCCAGUUUUGCAGCUGCCCCAAAAUCGUUUUAGUGAGAUACGGAGCAAAAACAUUAGUUUAACAACUGGAUUUAAUGGACACCUGAUGGAAAGUAUUAAUGUAACUGCGAUGGUUUUCUUUUUAACACGAGCAGGAAAUGAAAGUAUGCAUAUUUAAAGAUAACCAAUCGAAGGAUAAUAGCUUACAUGAAUGAUUAAUUCCGAAAUAUUCGAUGUACAGUUUUCUCUUAUUUAAAAGAUUUAUACAGGCAAUGUAAUGUAAAAAUAAAUAACUUCAAACGAGAUUAAUAGUGUUGGCUGAGCGACUGACUUAGGAAUUGUGUAUAAAUGAACAACGUAUGCAGUGAUUCAUCACAGACAAUCGGGAAAAUUUUACUUUGAAAUUAAUCAAAGUUGAAAACAAUGGCCAAUUUUUUAUCAUGGAUUAUAAUCUAGGAAGAAUGCUAUCACUUUAGCCAGGAAGUCACAAUUACGUGAAACCAUAAUUUUUAUCAUUUACAUACGAACUUGAACUCGCUCGCUUCAUCUGGAUCUAGGGUCUUUGACAACACAGAAUGUAACUCAAAUAAUGCGACAUUGACAGGUAUCUUUCUCUGCCUGUGAUUUCCGUAUCACUUUGAUCUUGAAUCUCGUAUUGGAUAGAACAGCAACAAAUAAUGAGAGAUAUAAGUGAGAUAACCAAGGAUUAAACAAUGCGAUGGUGCAGCGCCAUAUAUCCCGCAGCACUCGUUACAUUCACUGUUUGGAUAAGUUGCAAAGGCGAUUACACCCAAUGUUCCAUGGAUGAAUGGCCGUGCAAUGGAACCAAUGUCUGUAUUGAAAAGAGGAAGUUAUGCAAUGACGUCAGAGAUUGUGAGAUGGGGGACGACGAAAUGGAUUGUUCGGAUCAUGACGCUGAUGAAUACUGGAACCAGCUGUUUCCUAAACGUCCAGAUGAAGAUUGGCACCGAGAGGUUUCUGUUAAUGGCCAACAGAAUAAGAGAUGCGAUUCAGUCAACGUGCCAACAGAAUGUAUAUGCACACAAUCAAUGAAAAUCUUCUGCAAAAACAAGGAGCUCCGAGAUGUUCCCAGCAAUAUUCCAGCUACAACCACAGUCCUUGAUAUAUCUGGCAACAGAAUUGAUCUGUUACGACAGGAGCACCUGUCAAAUCUCACCAAUCUGAAGGAGCUGCUCAUUAUGCAGUCCGACGUUGUUAGUAUUGCACACGAUGCCUUCCGUGAUCUAGCUGAACUUACGAAAUUGCAUCUACAGUCCAAUCUUCUGACGAAAAUUCCAAAUGCUCUAUUUGAGAAUACAUCUUUAAGGGAAAUAUCUUUGUCCUACAAUUCUUUGGGGGAAUUAAGAAAGGGUUACUUUAAAGGUCUGCACAACCUGAAAAUCUUGCGGUUGGACAAUUGUGGCAUUAAACUGAUAGAGGAAGGCACUUUUUCUGAACUGCCUGCAUUACAACAGUUGUACCUAGGAACUAACAGAAUCGGAACUAUCGUUAGAAGUACAUUUGAUAAUCUGUCUAACUUAAGACAACUCUAUCUAAAUGAAAACAGCAUCUCUAUGAUCGAAGCCAAAUCUUUCCUACACCUGACCAAGCUGAGGCAUUUAGUGAUGCAUGGCAAUUUCAUCAAGGUAAUCAAGAAGGAAACGUUUCUCAACCUGAAGAGCUUGUUAUUCCUGGACCUGAACACUAAUAAAAUCGCAUCAAUUGAGGCUGGUUCUAUGUCGUCCCUACGUAGUUUAACGUCAUUAGACCUGUCACAAAAUAAGCUUACUGAGCUGGAAGUACCUUUUGGUAUAUUUAGGCAGAUGAAGAACUUAUCGUUUAUAUAUUUUGACGACUUCACCAUGUGCGUCUACGCACUUCACGUUCGUAACUGUUAUCCAAAAGGGGAUGGAAUCUCCAGCAUGGAAAACCUAUUAGAAAAUGGGAUUUUACGAAUCAGCGUCUGGGUCGUCGCCUCAUUGGCAUGUAUUGGUAACUUCAUCGUCCUUCUCGGGAGAAUACUAAUCAAAGAGGACAAUCAGAUUCACUCAUUCUUCAUCAAAAAUCUCGCCCUUUCUGAUCUCUUCAUGGGAAUAUAUUUAUUCAUCAUUGCCUCUAAAGACAUCAUGUAUAGAGGGGAGUAUUUAUUGAAACUGAAAACCGAGUGGAGAGGUAGCUGGCAGUGUAAUUUAGCUGGUGUUUUAAGCACAGUGAGUAGCGAAGUAUCGGUACUGACACUAACUGUGAUCACCUUCGACAGAUACAUUUCAAUCAUGUAUCCACUUCACCUGAAGAAGCGGAGCAUAGCAACGGCGUACACAAUAAUGUUGGUGAUAUGGUUACUAUGUUGCGUAUUAACAACGAUGCCCCUGUUUCCAUCGGACUAUUUCGGGGACACAUUUUACUCUAGCAAUGGAGUGUGUUUACCUCUUCAUGUACAUAAUCCCUACGAGAAUGGAUGGGAGUAUUCCCUCUUUCUUUUCGUUGCCAUAAACUUUGCUGCAUUUUUGUUCAUCUCAUAUGCAUACGCUUUGAUGUUUGCGACUAUACGAAGGUCACAGAUGUCGCUAAGGUCAACACAAGAAAACCAAGAGACGUCACUGAUGAAGCGUUUCUUCUUCAUUGUGAUGACAGAUUUUAUAUGCUGGAUCCCUAUUAUUAUUAUCAAAAUAGCAGCUUUAUCAGGUGCUAAAAUCAAUAAGGGAUUCUACGGCUGGGUUGCCAUAUUCAUACUACCAGUAAACAGUGCACUGAACCCAAUCCUGUAUACAUUGACGACAAAACUCUUCAAAAAACAUUUCAUGUCACGUGUCUAUCGUGUUUUCUGGAGAAGUAACAGGCCUGCGGAUGCCAUUGAAACACGUGCAAGUGGUGGCUCUGUCCUUGUAAGGCGGAUAUCAUCACGGAGCUCACAGGUUGUAGAAUUUGACUCUAUUCCAAGGCGUGAUUCUUCUCUCAUGUCUCGCUCUUCCCGUGGCAGUAGUAACAAAUCCGGGAAUAAAUACACAAACGGUAUUCAAUAUUGCGCUAGAUGCAAGAGUAUGCAUAGCGUUAACUCACACAGGCCCGUUUACAGGUACCAAGAUAGAUCCGAGAACAGGAACUCCGAUCAAAGUCCGGGUUUAAACAGGGAACUAAGUUGGAAAGGUAUAAAUCCGUGCUGUGCUUCUUCUACAAUGAAGAGCCCGUCUUCCAGCACGUACACAGCCAGUUUGACGUGUAUCGUCUCUCCCGAGAGGAACUUAGAACAAGACCAAGUCAAGAUGAGUCUAAUGAAACACCAUGAUGAUUGUUGAAUAUGACGUCAAUGUGAGUCAUUUGAAAUGAACGCAGAACAAGGUGUAGGCAUUGAUUCCCCAUCGUGCUGAUCAUGUAAAAGAUCCUCGAACGCUUUGUCAAAUCAGGAGCUCAUCCACAAGAAAUUGCGAUUCUUGAUUUGUGUGACCAAGUACUUUGUGGAGGAUUAAUAGAGUAAGCCCGUGUCACAACAUAUCGUGAUCUUGUGAUAAAUACACCUUUGUAACUAGCCAUCGCUGGAAUGGGAAGACAGUAGAUGCUUUGUAAAAAAAUGGUCAUCCCCUUACAUCCCCUUACAGAUCACGAGAGAGGAGGAACUUCAGCAACGUUAAAAGUACGGGCUACUACUUCGGAAUUCGGAAAUCGGGAAAUUAAAUGUCUCGGGAAAUUAACAACUUA
Messenger RNA from Owenia fusiformis, 4040 nucleotides. The record is from the annotation of a GenBank genome assembly. Lineage: Eukaryota; Metazoa; Annelida; Polychaeta; Sabellida; Oweniidae.